UCGAGCUUCUGGCAGACUUUUCCUAUCAUCGCAAUUAUUCCUUGCUUGGCUACUUGAGCAAGGCAUAUCGGCGGUUCGGUACAUCUUCCGCGUCUGCAAUAAUUGCAAGUUGGUGUCGUGCACGUUUGCACAAAUUCGGGUUUUGCAAAAGCAAGUUGGUUUUUCUCCUACAGGGUUUAUUAUUGUCACAUUGAUUGUGGAAGAUACAGACUUGCAAACAGCGUAAGGUUACGGACUUUCAGUUCUGGAACUGAAAUGACGAAAAUGUGGAGUUUUUUGCCGGCGCUUCGUCUCUAUGGAUGGAUGUUAUUGUGUUUGCUAUGUUCCACUCAAAUCUCCGUGAAUGCCGUAAUCAGUACACUCCCUGAAGAUGUCGUCGCUUAUCCCGCCGUACACAAGUAUGAAACCGUCAAAACUUAUCCGCCGAUCAUAUCAGCAUUUCCUCGAUUGGAGACGCUUAAUCGGACGGUAAUUAUGCGACCAAAAAGCCCGAACCUUCCGGCCGUGUUCCAUCCGCCGAGUCUAAUCGCUUUUCUGCCGACAUUUCCCGGUCAGCGCAACGAUACCGGCAAUCAGACAAAGACGAAAACCGAUAACGCACAUGUCAGAAUCAGCAGGUUACCCGGCUUGUCGGAUCUGACUGUCCCGCCGCGGUUUGACCACCUUCCGCCCUUUGAAAGCGAUCCGGCUAAUUUUUCUGGUCGAAUUCACGGGCAAAAAGAAAUGAUUUUCAGGCUGACUGACAAGAAACCGGUCAGCUUAUCGAAGAUUAACAAGUUAUCGGAUGUUAUUAGAGGGAUUUACUGGAUGUUGGAUAGUCCGUCUGUUCGUAUUGUUCACAAAUCUGACGCGAACAAACGCCGGUUUACAGAUGCGGAGAAAUGGAUAAAAGAUGUAAAAACCAAGAGGAAAGUGGUGAAGUUGGAGUCGAAUGGACUGUAUUGUGGGCACCAUUACCUGGUCACUUUUGAUGACGGGACACUGGCCUGCACCAAGCAGCGCAGCAAUUACGAUCAAAUUCAAGGGGAAAUUUUUGCAUACUUUUUAGCGGAUCUGCUGGACAUGCGCCACUACUUCCCGCCGACUGUCUUGACCAAGGCCGGACCCAGUCGACUUUUUGCGACAGUGAUGGAUGCUGUGCAUAAUUCCUCCACUUGGGAUCCCGCUAAACCGCUAAUUAUAACCAAAUUCCUCACUCAUUUGAAGCCAAUAUUUCUUCCCAAAAUUCUACAUUCUUUACUGAAAUUCAUCGUCAACCAGACGAGUUAUCCGACAAGUGAGCCGCAAAACCAAAACAGCACUACUGUAAAUACGACUACUGCAAAACAAGCAAGUACUGAUAAUGAGCAUAAUCAGGCGGGAUUGGAACAGGGGCACACUGUUGACGGCACUACCGGAAAAGAACCGGUCAGCGGCGAUAUAGUGCCCAAUCACUCGGCUUCUGUUGACCGCAGUCCGUUUGUGCUGCCCGUGAUAUCAACGCGAUCAAGCGAACUGGCCAACUGCACCGAUAAGGAAUUGCGUGAGCUGGAGCAGUGGUCGGAUCUCGUGAUGUUUGAUUAUCUCGUGGGCAAUUUGGAUCGCAUCAGUAAUUUGGCUGUUAAUCUGCACUGGCAUCAGCAGAUGCUGUCGUUGCCAGUCCAUAAUAUCUACCAGUCCGCCGAGGAUGGGCAGUUCAUUUUUAUGGAUAACGAGUCGGGAUUGUUUCAUGGAUACCGUCUACUGCAUCAGUAUGACAAAUAUUUACAGCCGCUGCUGCGGUCAUUUUGUAUUUUCAAUAAAUCAACGGUACAGGCCGUGAAGAAGCUGCAUCAGAGCCGUAAUGCAGGCGCUACAUUAAUGAAAAUGCUGGAGGCUGAUUAUCCACGCCUGAUCAACCGCCUGCCGGGUAUCGGCCCCAAAACCAGCCAAAUCCUACAGAAACGGCUUCGUUAUGCUUAUAAACAUAUUCGAUUUUGUGAAGAUAAUUAUUAUUUACCAUAAUCAUGUCCCCUGAUCCCUGAUAAUGAACUGUUUGCUGUAAAUAUACUUCGCAAGAUUUCUAUUUAGAGGAUCUGUGUGAUUAGGAUUAUCGGAUCCAGAAUUUGUGUGAAUAACUGCGCUUUGGCCAGAA
Messenger RNA from Paramacrobiotus metropolitanus, 2113 nucleotides. RefSeq names its product four-jointed box protein 1-like. The transcript is spliced from 3 exons. NCBI's taxonomy places the organism in Eukaryota, Metazoa, Tardigrada, Eutardigrada, Parachela, Macrobiotidae. Gene Ontology annotation, biological process: cell-cell signaling. The record is from RefSeq and is a predicted model, not a curated record. Bases 256 to 1983 code for a protein of 575 amino acids.